Molecule: messenger RNA, 3390 nt
Organism: Anoplopoma fimbria (sablefish)
Lineage: Eukaryota; Metazoa; Chordata; Actinopteri; Perciformes; Anoplopomatidae
Gene: emilin2a
Product: elastin microfibril interfacer 2a
Exons: 9
Coding region: 71-3385 (1104 amino acids)
Molecular function (GO): protein binding
Source: RefSeq, a predicted model, not a curated record
GUGGGUUUUGGGGGAACUGGAGUAUUUAUUUUGAGGUGUUUUGUUUAGUGUGGAUCGCAGGAGAGGAGAGAUGGACUGGCGGUGGACAGUUUUCACACUGUUUUUGAACUUUCAGUUCACUUACGGGUCUCCCUCCUCCUAUGACUUGUUCCAAGGGUCUGCAUACACUGGAGUGGUACACAGACACAGGAACAGGAACUGGUGCGCCUAUGUGGUGCGCAGGAACGUGAGCUGCUCCGUGCAGGGCAGUGUGCAGAUCUUCCAGGAGCCCGUGGUGGCCCCCUGCCCAGCCUACCAGCCCGACUGCCAGCAACAAGUGACAUUCCAAAAUCGGUUUCGACCUACGUACAAGAUUGCCUUCAAGACAGUCACAGAGUUGGAGUGGAGAUGCUGUCCUGGUUACCAAGGUCUUGACUGCAAAGAUUUAAAACCACCUCCAUACCGACAAACUGUUCAGGGAACACAGCCUUACCUCCCACCAAAUCCUGGAUAUGCAACCAGACACACACAGAGGCCAGAGCGGAGAGAGACAGGGCACCAUGAGACGAGGCAUGGCGGGAUCGAUAAGGUGCAUCUUCUCGAAGGUGAAGUUCAGCGCCUGUCUCAGACAGUCCUGGAUCUCCAGUCCGCUUUGGCAGGGUUAACUGCCAACCUCCGCACAGAUCUGCAGGAAGACACAAAGAAGAUACUGGUGACACUUCUCAACAACAUGCGUCCACCAGACAGCGCUUCGGCUGCAGGCACAGAGGAGAGCCCGGCAGUGCUGGAUGGUCAUCAGGCUACCAGAGGUGGGAUUGCUGGAGACAAUGCUAUAGAAAAGAUAGUGACCCGGUUGGAUGAUAUUAACAGUCAGCUAAAAAGCAAGGAUGAAGCUUUAGAAGACCUAAGAGGAACCAUGACAAGUCAUGAGGGGCAGAUCCGCGUCCUGAUGGAUGCCUCUCAAGCUCAGACUCCAGCCAUAGCAGAGUUUGAAGUUAUACAGACAUAUGUUGAUGGAAAGUUUGACAAACUAAAGAAGGAGCUAGACCAGAACGUUGAGGAACAGAUGGCCAAGCUGCAAAGCUCAUGCAACGACAAGGUCAAGACCUGUGAAGACAGCUGGGAUCAAGGUGUGGUCAGCCUGACCAAGCUGGUGGACGUCAAGGAGGCUGAACUGAGAAAGGAGAUCCGGGCACUGCGUCUGGACAUGGCUGCAGCAGAUGGACCUAUACGAACUCAAAGGCAGACUGAUCCAUCCAAAGCGGAGGAGGACCAUAGCGACCACAAAGACCUGUGGCGUGAGAUCUACCGUAUUGCAGAUGCUCACCGCAUCCUGAAUGUCCGCAUUGACAACGAGCUGGCACACCUGUCCGCACCUCAAGAAGACAACGAUUUCAGCAUGAUGAUCGAAGAGCUGGAGGCACGCAUUAACAUCACGGAGCAAAAUGCAGAGACUCACUGUUUCUACAUCGAAGAGAAGCUGACCCGAACGAUUUCGGACGAAGUGGCAGCACUCCGGAAGCUUCUGGACGAGCGUCUGGACAGCAUGGAGGACCAGUUUACCAACGUGCUGGUGGAAAUGAGCAACAGCUCCUUCCCAGGGAUGUUUAGUGAAUCCAUGGAUGCCAUCCAGACAGAAGUCAACAACAACAAGUUCCUCCUUCAAGGUUUGGAUGAUAAGGUCAAUGCUGUUGGAGAGUUGUGCUCUGCAGGAUGUUCAGGCUCAGGAAUAGGUGUAGGCGCAGUGAGUUCCUCUCCCACACCUAAAGGUCUAGAAGGUAUUCUGAAGGACCUGAGUCGGUAUAGGAACGAUUUGGACAUUCUCCACACAGAUGUCAGUGCCAACACGGUCAAGCUCAGGCAACUGGAAGAUCUGGUUGAACGGCAGUCAGUCGCAAAUGAGAGACGUGUGCAGACGAUGGAUGACUUCCAGAAGGGAUUGAUUAAUCUCCAAGAUAAUGUGCUCGGUCUGGCUGGUGCUGUUACUGGGUUGAGUGACUCCUUAGGCAAAUACAACCAGGAUAUGGAAAGAAUAAACUCGACAUGCUGCCAUGCAGAGCAGAGUGGCUUCGGGAGUCCAGCACGGGACAACUGGGCAGUACCCAGUCGCCAGGCUGAGGACACCAGACGUCAUGUGGAAGAGCUGAAGACCAGGCUUGAUACGCUCAGCAGGCAGGUGUCAUCUGAACUGAGUCAGUGUAAACAGAACACGCAGGGUGUCUCCGAGGGCAUUUCUGCCGUGGAUGGACGCGUGUCCAGACUUGAAAAGGUGUGUGGAAGGUUAGAUGGGGUUUCUGCCAACAUCAAAGAGCUCAAAGAAGGACUGGAGCGGCAUGUUGGCGGUCUGCGGGACUGCGUGUACAGGAUGAACGUCACCUGUGGAAAUCAUGGCGCGGACAUCAUCGCGCUGCAGAAUUCUGUGCAGAGGUUCCAGGCGCAGCUGUCCUCGAUGGCCAAACAUGUCUUGAAAGAUGUCGCCGCCAAAGAGCCAGGAAUGACCUUAAGACCAGAGAAGCCCGCUUCUUUGCCAGACUCCUCCAGAACCAGAAUCCAACAAAUCCACAUCCCUCUCAUCAUCCCACCGCGGCCUUCCAACCCCAGGCAGCCGCACAAUCCCUUCCAACCGCAGCAGCCCAACAUGCACACGAUAAAGAUCAGUCCGCCGAGCCAGCCGUCCAGCCCCCGGCAACCGGGCCACGCCACCAUCCCGCUGGUUCCCGUGAGGCCGGUGGUGGAGACGGGCGAGGCGGGACCUCCAGGGUACAGCCGCAGGGUGACUGUGAGGAGAGGCUCUGAGGACUUGUCCAGAAUGCCUGUCGAAGGAUUCGCAGGAGCUCCAGGCUAUCCUCCUCUGCAGCGUGUGUCUUUCAAGCUUCAAUCAACCAGCCGCCAAGUUCCCGUAGCAGCGAAGAUGGCCUGGAACCCCGGGUUUCGCGCUCCAACUGAAUCAGCAGCUCCUGUAGACAUCAACACAGAUCCCUUCUCCUUCUCCGCCGGCCUCACAGUGCAGCCGCUCUCCCAAGAAUAUGGCUUCAUCCUCUUCAACCAAGUUGUAGUCAACGAUGGGGGACACUACAAUCCCUUCACAGGGAUCUUCACUGUACCUCAGGACGGCCGAUACCUGAUUUCAGGCGUGCUGACAGCAAAGCAGGGCGACCGCGUGGAGGCCCACCUGUCCGUGACCAACCGCAGCGUCCAGAAGCUGCAGAGCUCGGUGGGGCCUGUGGCCGGUCAACACGGCGGCUGCAGCUGUGGCGGCGGCGGAACGGCGUCCUUCAGUCAGAUCCUGUCCCUGCGUAAAAAUGACCGCGUGGGCCUGGUGAGGACCGGAGGCCAGCUGGCCACCACCGGGGCCAGAGAGAUCCUGUCCACCUUCAGCGCCAUCUUCCUGUACGACAAGAGAUAGCCGGA